Messenger RNA from Eruca vesicaria subsp. sativa (arugula), 2253 nucleotides. The record is from the annotation of a GenBank genome assembly. Lineage: Eukaryota; Viridiplantae; Streptophyta; Magnoliopsida; Brassicales; Brassicaceae.
AGAGAGAGAGAGAGAGAGAGAUCUGAGUAAAGCUUUAGAUCGAACCGUUCGCAUUGGCUCUGGACUCCACGAGCCUUCUCUCUCCUCAGUUGAAGGAGAAUAGAUGAGAACAAAGUGUUACCAAACCUCUCUAAGCUAAUAUAAAGAAGUGAAAACCUAUGGAAGAUUACUCUAAAUAUACACACAGUCCAGCCCAUCUAGCUGUUGUGCUUCAUGACCAUGCUGCUCUUAAACGAAUCGUUAUGGACCUUCCCACCUUAGCUAAGGCUGGUGAGGUCACCAACGAAGCAGAGUCUUUAGAAGCUGAGUCACGUGCUGAUGCAGUAACUGCUGUCAUUGACCGCCGUGAUGUUCCUAACCGUGAAACACCUCUACACCUCGCUGUACGUCUCCGUGAUCCAGUCUCUGCUGAGAUUUUAAUGUCUGCAGGAGCAGAUUGGAGUCUGCAGAACGAGAAUGGUUGGAGUGCGUUACAGGAAGCUGUGUGUACUAGAGAGGAGGCCAUUGCUAUGAUCAUUGCAAGGCAUUAUCAGCCUCUUGCUUGGGCUAAAUGGUGUAGGAGGCUUCCGAGGAUAACCGCUUCUGCGUCGCGGAUACGUGACUUUUACAUGGAGAUAACUUUUCAUUUUGAGAGCUCUGUGAUUCCUUUUGUUAGCCGUAUUGCUCCUUCUGAUACUUACAGGAUAUGGAAGCGUGGUUGCAAUCUCCGUGCUGAUAUGACUCUAGCAGGUUUUGAUGGGUUUAAGAUCCAAAGAUCAGAUCAGACUUUUCUUUUUCUUGGAGAUGGUUAUGGUUCUGAAGAUGGGAAGAUGAGACUGUCUCCUGGUUCGUUGAUUGUUCUUUCUCAUAAGGAGCAGGAAGUGACAAAUGCUUUGGAAGGGGCGGGGACUCAGCCUACGGAGACUGAAGUGGCUAAUGAAGUGAAACAGAUGUCUCAGACUAAUAUGUAUAGGCCUGGGAUUGAUGUAACUCAGGCUGAGUUGGUUCCUCAGUGUAACUGGAGGCGGCAAGAGAGGACGGAGAGUGUUGGGAGUUGGAAAGCUAAAGUGUAUGAUAUGAUGCAUGUGAUGGUCAGUGUUAAGUCUAGAAGUGUUCCAGGUGCAGUUAGUGAUGAGGAGCUCUUUGCUGUUGAUGGAGAUAGAGUGGUGAAUGGUGCUGAGAAUGAUGGUUUUGAAGAUGUGUUAACCUCUGAGGAGAGAAAGCAAUUGGAUUCUGCUUUGAAGAUGGGGGAAGAUGAAGAGAAUGAUGUUAACAAUCAUCAGGAAAGUGGUUCAGGAGAAGUGAAUGGUGCUUCUCUCAAGGAGAAGAAAGGCUGGUUUGGUUGGAAUAAGAAAGGCUCAAAACCUGGUUAUGAUGGCAGUGAAGAUACAACAACUAAGCUUAAGAAAGGCUCUAAGUUGGCACCAGAAGAGAAAGGGAAAAGCCAGAGGACUGAUAAUACCACAAAGGACAAAGGCAGUGCCAAGAAGAAAAAGAGUGAAAGUGAGUACAAGAAAGGGUUAAGACCUGUGUUAUGGUUAACACCUGACUUCCCUCUAAAGACAGAAGAGCUACUUCCACUUCUUGACAUAUUAGCCAAUAAGGUCAAAGCAGUGAGGAGACUCAGAGAGCUUCUCACCACAAAACUUCCAACAGGAACAUUCCCUGUUAAGAUUGCAAUCCCCAUUAUUCCAACAGUUCGUGUUCUUGUCACUUUCACUAAAUUUGAAGAGCUACAACCAUCAGAGGAAUUCUCAACGCCUCCUACUAGCCCUGUCUUUCAUGAUGCAAAGUCAUCAGAUUCGUCAUGGGUGUCAUGGAUGAAAGGUACUCACGGUCGUGGCCAGUCAAGUGACUGUGACAGUAACCGUUACAGGGACGAUGAAGUGGACCCUUUCCUCAUACCUUCAGAUUACACAUGGGUAGACUCAGCUGAGAAGAAACGGAGAAUGAAAGCCAAGAAAGCUAGAAUAAGGAAGAACAAGAAACACGGUGCUCCAAAACCUGGCUCCUCGAGUUCUCGUUCUAAUCAAGAACCGGAUGCGUGAAUUGCACAUCCUGAAGAAACAGGGUGUAAAACUUAGAUGAGAAGAGGUUGGUUUGUGUUAUUUGUUUGUAGUAUGCAAUCUUGUUUGUGAAAAUUCUUUAAGGAACAGCCAUUUUGCUCUGUUCAGUUAAUCUUCAAGUUUGAGUUACACAUGUUGAAGCCAGUUUAUAAUCAGUUCAGCUCUGAAUCAAUGCUAAAGAAAUAGCUAGAUGGCAAUUAGGGGCUUU